UAGUGGUAUUAAGUAAGAAGGGAGUGGUAACAAAAAUUCGUCCUGAAUCGCAUCUGCAUUCUGCACUCUUUGGAACAAUGGCACCGAAAGAAGGGAAAGUCGCGGUAUGCGUGGGUACACACGAAAUUUGCAUCCAGCAACGGCCCAUUCCACAACCAAGUGGCACAAAGGUACUGGUGAAAAUCGAGGCUGCCGGUGUCUGUGCGACAGAUCUCCAUCUUGUUCGCAAAUCCAUUCCCUACCUCCAACCUACAGUUGAGGUGUGCGGGCAUGAAGGGAUUGGCCGGGUCAUCGGAUUAGGGCCUGAAGUCGACAGCUCAGAGUGGAAAGUGGGCGAUCGAGUGGCUCAUCGCUGGCUGUAUCAAACCUGCGGCGAGUGUGAGCUCUGUCUGGGAGGAAACGAGCAGUUCUGCGACAAAAGGAAGUUGAGUGGAAAAGAUGUUGAUGGAUGCUGGGCCGAAUAUACACUCGUAGAUAGCCGCAAUCUUCUGCGUAUACCGGAGGAUGUCCGCGCAUCAGAAGCAGCUCCAAUUUUGUGUGCAGGAACAACCGCAUAUCGUGCACUAAAGACUUCUCAGUUAGCUCAAGGGCAAUGGGUAGCUAUUGUUGGCGCUGGAGGUGGAUUAGGCCAUCUAGCUGUUCAGUAUGCUAAGGCACUAGGGCUGCGUGUUUUGGCUAUCGAUGCGGGCGAAAGCAAAGGAGAGUUGUGCAAGCAGCUGGGGGCUGAGGUCUUCCUGGACUUCACUCAGGUCAAGGAUAUGACUGCAGAAGUCGUUUCUAUUACCGGGGGCGGUGCACAUGGUAUCCUCGUGGUGAGCUCGAGCGUCAGAGCUUACGAACAAGCCGUGACGUAUGUCCGCAAACUGGGCAUUAUCGUGUGUAUCGGCAUCACUCCGACAAAAAUGCACUUUCCCCUGGGACCUGAGUAUUUUGUGGCUAAGGGGGUCCGCUUGACGGGAGGAAGCACCGGUACGAUCCAAGAUACUAAAGAAGCGCUGGAGUAUGUCCGUGAUGGGCGAGUCAAGCCCAUCAUUGUCGAAAAAACCCUGGAGCAGAUUCAGUCUUGUUUGGAAUCGUUAGAGAAGGGUGAUGUCAUGGGUCGUUUUGUAGCAGUCUUCUAGGCAGUUGAAAUCACCUCACUUGGUGAGUGGCGGCAUUCUGUUCCGCCUUGCUAUCGCAC
Penicilliopsis zonata CBS 506.65 is the source of this 1180-nucleotide messenger RNA. RefSeq lists its product as hypothetical. NCBI's taxonomy places the organism in Eukaryota, Fungi, Ascomycota, Eurotiomycetes, Eurotiales, Aspergillaceae. The transcript is spliced from 6 exons. The record is from RefSeq and is a predicted model, not a curated record. Gene Ontology annotation, molecular function: zinc ion binding; oxidoreductase activity. The coding region runs from base 78 to 1121 and encodes 347 amino acids.